AUGAGUAUUGCAGAACAAUUAAACAGAGUAAGAGAGAAGAAUAUAAAAGAUCGUAGUAGAGUAAUACUUAUUAAUGAAUUAAGAGAUGAACCAGAUAUUUUAUUCUAUUCUAGAGUAGAAGAGUCAGUUGAAUUAUUCAGAAUAUACCACAGUAAGCCAUACGAACAAAUACAGAAGUAUUUGGAAGUACUCACAAAUGAGAACAGUGCAGAAUUCAGAAGGGAAAGACUCACACAGAAAGAGAAUGAGAAUAUUUCAAAACGACUUAAAAUAAUCCUAACUGUUAUUACACCGUAUACAAAAUAUAAUUAUAUAAUGGUUAUACUGGAGUGGCUUAUACGUAUAUACAGAAUAGAUAAGUACGAAUUAGAAUAUUUAGUAAGUGCUACAAUACAAAUAGAAGAAGUACAGGAGAUAUUAGACAUAUUUAUAUCUAGAAAUCCAUUUAUAUCUAAUCCUAUUAUAUCUAUUAUACAGUGUAAAGGUGUACAAGUACGUAUAAGUAAGGAAUUACUUAAAUAG
Molecule: messenger RNA, 522 nt
Organism: Nematocida parisii ERTm1
Lineage: Eukaryota; Fungi; Microsporidia
Exons: 1
Coding region: 1-522 (173 amino acids)
Source: RefSeq, a predicted model, not a curated record